AUGUCCACACAAUACGCCAGUGAACCCAAUCCCACCGCGUCGGCAACGCUUAACACGACCGUCGGCCCUAUUCAGAUUGCGCUCUUCGCGAACCAGGCCCCUCUUACUUGCAAGAACUUCCUCCAGCACUGCAAGGACAACUACUAUGCCGGCACAAUCUUUCACCGAGUGGUCCCAGAUUUUGUGAUCCAGGGCGGUGAUCCCACCGGCACUGGCUCCGGCGGAACCUCCAUUUAUGAAUAUCCGGAAUUCGAAUUCGAUCCUGAAGCUCGGGACCCUACCGAGCGGGUUGUUCUACGCGAUGAGUUACACAGUCGUCUGCGCUUCAACCGACGCGGGUUGCUGGGAAUGGCUAAGAGCGAGGAUGGAACCUACGGCAGUCAAUUUUUUAUCACACUUGCAAACACAGAGCGCGAGUUGAAUGGACAGUGCACAAUUUUCGGAAGAUUGGAAGGCGAUAGCAUCUACAAUGUGCUCAAGAUCGCAGAUGCGGAGCGCAUUGAGGGCACUGAGCGGCCUGUUUACCCGAUCAAGGUGACCUCCUGUGAGGUGGGAGAACUGGGCCCAUUGGAGGGCAAACUAAAAGAUAGAAAGACGACAGCAACAAAUUCCGAGAAGAGCGCACCGAAGAAAAAGAAGAAGGCACCUAAAGGUGGGAAAACACUACUGAGCUUUGGCGACGAUGAAGGGGAUGAGGAGAUGCCCAUGCGUCCCGCAAAGCCCAAGUUCAACACCAAACUAGUCGCAGAUGUGCCAGGUGCACAGCCAGAGGCAUCCAAGCAAGCUGAGGCUCCGUCACAGCAGCGCAAACGCCCACGCUCGCCAUCUCCCAACCGAUCACCGUCAACAGAACGCAAAAAGCGUCCCAAGACCCCAGAGCCAGAGACACAGCUACCCGUCCGGGACCCCGAAUCACCAUCUCGAUCUCCAACCCCAGAUGCCCCAGCCGCAAAAGAGUCCAAGCUGUCGCGGACAAAUGCCCAGAUCGCCGAUCUAAUGGCAUCCAUGCGCCGCGACAUCAAGACCGGUCCAAAGGACACAGGCCGCAAGAAGUCCGCGCUCGAAGUCAUGAUCCCCGAAACCUCAAUCCGAGGACGAAAACGACCCCCUCCGGGAACUGCCAAUGGCUCCAGUCGCAACGGCACAGGCCCCAGCAACGCAGCAGAGCGAGAAGCUCUUCAGCUCUUCAACGCUUUCAAAGCCAAGCUCGAAGGGGCCAAACCCGAGCCCACCCCAGCAUCAAAUAAAUCCCACGCGGAUACCCACACGCAAAAUCAAGACGAGGAAGAAGACGAAGAAGCUCAGCUUUGUGAUCUGCACUUCAUUGCGAACUGCCAAUCCUGCCAGACUUGGGACAAUCCAGCUGAGACUGCAGAUGAUAAACAAGACGAUGGAGGCUGGCUUUCGCACGAGCUGCACUUUGGAAAAGACACGCUAGGCAAAGACUUGCAAUGGAAGCGUGAGCAUGGUGCCGAGGCAGAUUCCCUUAUGGUUAUUGACCCUCGCGAAAAAGAGAAGGAGGUCGUUGGGCGGAAGAAGGGGUUCCAGCGAGAUAGGGAGCGUGAGCGUAAGCGCGAGCGCGUCGGUGAUUUGGAGUGGGACAAGGGCCGCUGA
This is a messenger RNA of Penicillium soppii, 1614 nucleotides long. RefSeq names its product putative peptidyl-prolyl cis-trans isomerase (gene cwc27). NCBI's taxonomy places the organism in Eukaryota, Fungi, Ascomycota, Eurotiomycetes, Eurotiales, Aspergillaceae. Gene Ontology annotation, biological process: protein peptidyl-prolyl isomerization; protein folding. The record is from RefSeq and is a predicted model, not a curated record. Gene Ontology annotation, molecular function: peptidyl-prolyl cis-trans isomerase activity. Bases 1 to 1614 code for a protein of 537 amino acids. The transcript has a single exon. Gene Ontology annotation, cellular component: catalytic step 2 spliceosome.